UUCCGGGUAACAAGACAAAACUUCCGGCAACGUCAAAGUGUCAGUGGCGGGAAAAUAAAUCACAGAAAAAAUCUUGAGGGUACCUUCAGAGCUGGCUUGGUCAUGGGUCUGCUGGAACAAUGUGAGGAGACCUUUGGGACAUCAGACCUCUACCAGGUUUUGGGUGUGAGGUCAGGAGCCUCGGAGGGAGAGAUCCGAAGGGGAUAUCGGAAGGUAUCUCUCCAGGUUCAUCCUGACAGGGUAACAGAUGUGGAGAAGGAAAAGGCUACUGAGAAAUUCCAGAUCCUGGGUAAAGUGUAUGCUGUGCUGAAUGAUGGGGAGCAGCGUGGACUGUAUGAUGAACAAGGUAUAGUGGAUGAAGAGGCAGAUGUUGUAAAACAGGACCGUGACUGGGAGGAGUAUUGGCGACUGCUUUUUAAGAAGGUCACAGUGGCUGACAUUAAGGAAUUUGAAGCAAAGUAUAAAGGCUCUGAAGAGGAGAUGACAGAUAUAAAACAGGCAUACAUGGAUUUUGAGGGGGACAUGGAUGGUAUCAUGGAGUCGGUGUUGUGUUCCACACCCGGAGAUGAAUCACGGAUACGAGCAAUCUUGGAAGCUGCCAUUAAGGCACAAGAGCUCCCAGCCUACACUGCGUUUACAAAGGAGACUGCAAGCAAACAGAGAGCCCGAAAGAGGAGGGGUGACCGAGAGGCCAAAGAGGCUGAAGUAAUGAGACAGGAGCUGGGACUGGAGGAGGGAAAUGACUCCCUCAAACUACUUAUACAAAAUAAGCAGAAGGACCGGGAAAAGCAGAUGGACAAUUUCCUGGCUGCGAUGGAAGCAAAGUACUGUGCAAAUUCUCAAAAGGGAAAGAAAGGUGCCAAGAAAGGAAAGAAAUAAAAACAAAUCCAAUUUGAAGGUUGCCACAUUAAGAAGGAUCAGCAGAAGACCCAGUGGAUCUAAAGUUGAGGUGAUGAUUAUUUUGCUCUUGGUUGGACAAUUGACUUGUAUUUUAGCUUUUUGCUGAAGAAUGAAUGUUGACCUUGUCUUUGUAAAGUAAUCUGAUCCCCUUUCUCUGCUGUGCACUUGUUGGUAUAUAACGAGAAAGGAGUGACUGGAUGAUCUUGUUUUAUAGCAGUGAUGUGUAGCUGGACAAUAAAGUUAUUUUUUGUAAA
This is a messenger RNA of Hemiscyllium ocellatum (epaulette shark), 1154 nucleotides long. It is a transcript of the gene dnajc9, whose product is annotated as DnaJ (Hsp40) homolog, subfamily C, member 9. Gene Ontology annotation, cellular component: nucleus; cytoplasm. The transcript has 6 exons. The record is from RefSeq and is a predicted model, not a curated record. The coding region runs from base 103 to 879 and encodes 258 amino acids. Lineage: Eukaryota; Metazoa; Chordata; Chondrichthyes; Orectolobiformes; Hemiscylliidae. Gene Ontology annotation, molecular function: heat shock protein binding.